AAGUGUUCAUACACGUUGCAAGUGUAGGCCUAUUCCUUUCAAUAAUAAAGCUAUUUUCAGACGACAAUGCACAGGAUAAAAUAGGGUGAUGCGCGAUACCGAUCAAGUUGCAAUGUCAUAUACAUGGUUUCACCAGAAUCAAAAGCGAAACUAAACUGAUAGGCUACUCGCUACCGCACCUACAGUGAAUAGAUAGUGUUGUUCGUCAUUUGAAGUUGUUCGGGCAGGAUGGCAGAAGCCUACGCAUUUGCCCUGCUUGUUGAGUUGGAGAGGAAUCCCAAUAUUCCCAAACUGAAAAACAAGUUGGUAAAAUAUUUCCAAAGUAAAAAGUCUAACGGUGGUGAUUGUCUUGUGGAAUACGAAAAUGGACAAGAAGCAGUAGUGCGGUUCAAAACUGAGGAGGUCAGGCAUAGAGUUCUUGAGAAGCAGGAGCACGAGAUCAGGUUGGAUCGAGGGGUGCUGAAACUGACCAUUGGUCUGCCAUCAGAUGAUGUCCCAAAGAAUGUAAAGGAAACACAGUCUCCUGUCACCUCAGAUGCUACUGACUCAAAAGACUUACCAACGAGUGGGGUUGGAGAUGGACACACUUCCCUUACUGAGCCACAGACAGAGAUGGAGAUUGAACCGAUGGAAGUCGAGGAAAAGUUGGUGUCCACCUCAGCCGUGUUGGGGAACAUUGAGGAGAGCAUGAACAAGGAGUUCCUGGAGAUGCUGAUAGAGAACAUCCUGAGUGCGUAUAACACCUCUGGUUCUGACUCUCCUACUGCAACUCAAACCUUCAGUCUGGAGAUCCUGACACCUGUCCUAGACACCGGCUUGGCUGUGGUGACUUUCCAAAAUGGAAAAGAGACUGAGAACUUCAUCACCAGCUGUACCAGCAACAGGAUGUUCAGACAGAAACAACUAUCUGUUAAACUCCUGGAACUCACCACAAAAGUGAAAGUUGAAAACAUAAAUCCAAAUGUUAGUUCAGACCACCUCCAACUGUUAUUUGGAAAAGGGGGUGAGGAGGUGGAAGACGCUGAAAUGAAUGAAGAGGACCAAUCAGCAAUCCUCACCUUUCAAGAUCCUAAAGCUGUUCACAGAGUCCUAGAGAAACCACAUUACAUCGAGAAGCAGCCUCUCAAGGCUUUCCCCUUCUAUGAUUCUCUGGGAACAGCCUUGUACGGCAAAGACAGACCCACAUUGAAACUCCCUUCUGCCUUCACCGAAAACAUCAACCAGGCAAUUUGGAGAUACCUCUGUGACAACCAGGAAGCUGCAGAGACCAUCCACAAGGAAAUGAGCAAACACUUCUGCAAUGUAGACUUCCAACAACCUACCAUCAAGUUAAGCCCACUGCCAUCUCUACUCAAACAGAAGGGUGUGAAACCCAAGCACUUACAACAAUGGAAGGACACCACCAAAGUUGCCUUAAUCCAAGCCUUGUCUAACUUUAAAUCAUUGGAGCUCCAGGUUCAGGACACUGCAUGGGAAGAGUCUGAAGGGGAGAUCCUCAAGGCAGUGUCUGGGGAGGCCGUGAUGGUAGUCCAUGAGGAGACCAGAGGUGUUCUGGCAGUGGUAGGAUUGGUAGAAGAUGUGGACCGGCUCAGGCAGACACUGGAUGGGAUCAUGGACAGGAUUUAUAGAAGAAUCAAGAGGGAGAAGAUGAGCAUAACAGAGGAGUUCCCUCUGGUUCCAUCAAUCUACCAGGUACUGUUGCAUGGCGGCCUGCUGGACAAGAUUGUUGGUGAAUUCCCAGAGUUGAAGCUGACGUAUAAUCAAGAGAGCCAGAGUGUGACCAUCUAUGGGUUGAUGCAAGAGGUGUUGUGUGCUAACAGAAAGCUUGCAGGUGAAGUAGUAGCCCUGAAACAAAAGCUGGUGGAAUUGGAUGACUACGUCCUUGAGUUCCUACAGGAAGAAAACCAGGAAAAGGUAACCAGUUCCCUUCUGACCUUACAGCGCAUCAAUGCAGCACUAAAAAUAGAGAGAAAAGGAGUGCAGAUUCUGGCUGUCUCUGAGGAGGCCCUGUGCGAAGCAGAACAUCAACUGCAUACGCUUUUGAUUUCUCAAUACAUAGAUGUAGAAGACUCCGAUCUCCUGAGGAUGUCCGAGUGGAAGGAUAUUGCCAAACGUUUGGAGGAAGCUUCAAACACUCCUUUCAGGAAAGUUAUGGUUCAGACUGGUGACUAUUCAGGACAACAAGUGGUAGUGUCUGGCUACAAGGAAACUGUUCUCUUAGUUUGUAAUGAAUUGAAUGAUUUCUUACACCAAAAUGCUCAUGUUGAUGAAACUAUCGAAGUUAAGCCUGAGGCUAUUGUUAAAUUCAUCCAGGAACAACACAGGGAUGCUUGGUCUGAUAAAGUCAGAGAUAGUGGAGUUAAAGUUUCUUUCAAGGAUGAGGCUAUUUACCUGAGUGGCACCAGAGUUCACGUAACAGAUUGCAAGGCAUUAUUCGAAAACUUGUUAUCCUCCACAUUCUUUGACGCCUUGAGAAUCUCCAAGCCUGGAGCAAAAAAGUUCUUCCAGGACAAUGAGCCCAUGUAUGUUGACACAGUCAUGAAUCAGACAGGCUGUGUGGUCCAGCUGAUUGAAGAAGAGUAUGAUGGCAAUGGCGGACAAGGCAUAAAGCUAGCAGGAGGAGGAAUGAAACCUACCUACCAGCUUCAAACACCAGAUGGGGUGGAGAUAGCCGUUUGCAAAGCAGACAUGUGCAAAUAUUCUGUACACGCUGUUGUCAAUGCCGCUGCACUGGACCUGAAGCACAGUGGAGGUCUUGCAGGAGCUCUUCUGGAUACUGCUGGCCCUCAACUGCAGGAUGAGUGCAACCAGAUCAUCAAGAACAAGGGUCAGCUCAAGCCAGGGGACUGUGUCAUCACUGGUGCAGGAGGGAAGCUCCGCUGCAAGCACAUCAUUCAUGCAGUGGGACCCAGGUUUGACCAGGCAAACCCCCAGAAGGCCAUAGGACAGUUGAGGAGGGCGGUGAAAGGGAGUCUGGAUCUAGCAGAGACCCACAACUGCCUGUAUGUGGCGCUUCCUGCUAUUAGCUCCGGGAAUCUAGGCUUUCCUCUGACCCUGUGUGCAGACACCAUCGUCAAAGCUGUUAAAGAACACUGUGAUGACAAGUUUGGGGAGAACACUCUGAAAAAGAUCCAUCUGGUGAACAAUGAUGACAAGACAGUCCAGGCUAUGGAGGCAGCAGUGCAGAAGGUGUUUGGGAGCCAUGGGACUAGUCAUCCACGAGAGAAUCGACCCACCAUAGCUACACACAGCCAGCCUGGUAAUCGGGUUCAACGCACAAGUGGUUCAAGUGUGCAGACAAAAGAGGGGCUGGCUAUUACCCUGACGAAAGGGAAUAUCCAAGAUGCUGUGACAGAAGUUGUGGUCAAUACCGUGGGUGAUGAUCUAGCACUUAACCAUGGUGCAGUCUCCAAGGCCAUCCUCGCCGCUGCUGGCCCCCAACUUCAGACUCUGGUAAACCAACAGGGCACAGCCGGAAGGCCUGGGGAAGUCAUUGUCACCACUGGCUGCAACCUGAAGAGCAAGCAGGUGUUUCAUACCAUCGCCCCUCACUGGGACAAUGGACAAGGAGCACCACAGAAGAUAUUGAGUGGGAUCAUGAAAAAGUGCUUGGGUGAGGCAGAGCAUCAGGGACUCAUCUCGAUCACCUUCCCUGCCAUCGGCACGGGAAACCUGGGCUUCCCCAAAGACCUGGUGGCCUCUCUGAUGCUGGAUGAAGUCCUCAAGUUUAGCAGUAAGAGGAACCCCAAGCACCUGAAGGAGGUUGUCUUCAUCCUCCACCCAGGUGAUGCACCGACGAUCCAGGCAUUCACUGAUGAAUUUAACAAAAGGUUCACAACCCAGUCGGGAAUGUCAAGGGGCUCAGCAGCAUCCAGUCAACAGAGUAAAGGCCCUUUCUCUAAAAUCACUUCAAGCUCAGGGAUGCACGAGACGAAGAUGGGAGGGGUGCUUAUACAGGUAAUCACAGGGGACAUCACCAAGGAGACCACUGAUGUCAUCGUCAACUCCUCCAAUAACACCUUCAAUCUCCAGUCAGGGGUAUCUAAGGCCAUUCUGGAUGUGGCUGGUCAGACUGUGGUAGCUGAAUGCCAACAACUCGGAGCCCAGCCUAACAAUGGAGUGAUACUUACCCAGCCGGGCAACAUGCAGUGUAAGAAGAUCAUCCACCUGGUUGGUCAGACGGACCCAAAGAAGAUCCAGGAGUUGGUCAAAGGAGCACUGCAAAUGUGUGCACAGAAUAACCUCACAUCCAUCUCCUUCCCUGCUCUCGGCACAGGUCAGGGCAAUGUACAGGCGGGCCAGGUGGCUGACGCAAUGUUGGAUGCUGUUGUGGAGGUGGUGGGUCAGAAGUCCCAAAACACACUGCAGCUGGUCAGGAUGGUCAUCUUCCAGCCUGCCAUGCUCACAGAGUUCCACAAAUCCAUGGUGAAGAAAGAGGGCAGAGAUGUUGACACUCAAAAGAAGGGGAGCAUGUGGGGAAAAAUUAAAUCAUUUUUAACCUGGAGUAAAGCUGACAUGCCACGAAAGGACGAGGAUUUUGUCAUCGAGGGCCAGCAAGUAGAUCCAGCUUUCUUCCAUAUCUGCGGUGGCUCUCAGGCCAGAGUGGACCAUGCCAAGCGUUGGAUCAAGGACCUGAUCCUGAAGGAGCAAGUCAGCAACAGCAUCACCGAUGACGCCAUCUUCAACUUGUCUGACUCUGACCGUAAGUGCAUCCACGACAUGCAGACCACCAUGGGAGUGAGUGUGAGGAUAGAAUACAAUUCUUCCAGGGAGGAAGCUAUGCUCACGAUCGAGGGCCUUAGCAAGGAUGUCCUCAAUGCAGUCAACGAGAUCCAGGAGAUGCUGAGGAAGGCCAGGGACAAAGAGACCUUCAACAGGAACGUGGAAGUGGCCAGCAACAUGGUGGAGUGGCAGUAUCAGCAGCAGCCAGGGGGGCAGUACCAGAGCUUUGACCCCAUCCCCAACUUCCAUCUGGAGCAGGCGCUGGGGAGGAAGUUGCCCCACGUAGAGGUCUCUUUCCAGAGGCAGAUGUACAAGGUCACCCUUCCUGACGGGCCUGCUACAGAUACCCAUGGCAACAGCCUCAAAAUUAGACGCAUCGACAAGUCUGCAGCUCAACCCAUUGACAGUCUCCCUCAACAUUGGGAUGCUAUGCCAGCAAACACUUCAUGCCAUUCCUGCCUCAUUCAGCCAGGAAGCCCAGAGCACAAUGAAGUCUUAAACUUGUUCCGAGCCACCUGUCCCAACAUCGUUUUAAAGAUUGAGAGGAUCCAGAACCCAAGCCUGUGGAGGAACCUCCAGAUCAAGAAGGAUGAAAUGGAGCUCCGGAACGGUCAUAAGAAUAACGAGAAGAGGCUCUUCCAUGGAAUGUGCCACACAACCAUCAAUCACAUCAACCACCAUGGCUUCAAUCGGAGCUAUGCUGGGAAAAAUGCUGCAUUGUAUGGAAAUGGCACAUAUUUUGCCGUUUCUGCCAGAUAUUCUGCCAGUAACACAUACUCAAGACCAGAUCCACAAGGACAGAAGUAUAUUUUUCUCUGCCGAGUUCUGACUGGAGAUUUCACAACAGGACGACAGGGGAUGAUAGUGCCUCCAGCUAAAAACACAACAUCUGCUCAACUCUACGACAGCGUGACAGACAACCUAUCAGGGCCAUCCAUGUUCGUUGUAUUCAACGACAUUCAGGCAUAUCCUGAGUACUUGAUCACUUUCCGCUAAACCACAGAGAUAAAAGCAAUGCAAUGAACACUCGUUCUUUUUAUCUGCUGUGUAAAGUUUUUAUAAAUUGCUUUAUAAAUUGUCAUUUAUAAUGUUUCUUGAAAAACUGAAAAUGAUUGUUACUUUUGCAUGAAAAAGUGUAACUGUUACAUGUUGGUUGUAUAAGUUUGCUGAAGGACUGUAAUUUUAUAAUCCACAAUUGAUAUGUCCUUUUUUUUUUUUUUUACAAUCUCAAUGGCCACUGUGCUUUGUACAGGUUGUACUUAGGGGUUGGGGGACUUCCUGUGAAUGUACAUCCUUGUUCACUGUCUCAUUGGAAGAACAACUGAAAAAAGACAAAGUACUAUGCAUGGCUUGUUUUGGAUUGUAGUUCAGUGUUGCCAAGUUGAUUGUAAACAAUGGUCAAUGUCAGAUAAGCACAUACAUUUAUAUGACGUGAGUUAAUGGAUAGAGAAUAAGGCUCUACGAAAGUCCCUGACGUGUGCUGAGAAAUCAUGUGACACCAAGUGAUAGCAAGUGGAUGUGUGUGUUUAUGAAAUGGCCUUUCAAUCAGUUUGCUUGUGCGGAGGAAAGUAAAAAUAAUGAAUAUAUUUUCCAGCUAUCAGAUUGACAAAUGUGUGUGUGUGUGUGUGUGUAUGUAUAUAUAUAUACACACUGCACAGAAAUGUAAACGCUACACGUAAAGUGUUUCAUGAGCUGAAAUAAAACAAAAUCUGACAUUUCC
Messenger RNA from Oncorhynchus tshawytscha (Chinook salmon), 6442 nucleotides. It is a transcript of the gene parp14rs1, whose product is annotated as poly(ADP-ribose) polymerase family member 14-related sequence 1. Lineage: Eukaryota; Metazoa; Chordata; Actinopteri; Salmoniformes; Salmonidae. Bases 229 to 5718 code for a protein of 1829 amino acids. Gene Ontology annotation, molecular function: nucleic acid binding; transcription corepressor activity; NAD+ poly-ADP-ribosyltransferase activity. Gene Ontology annotation, biological process: negative regulation of gene expression. The record is from RefSeq and is a predicted model, not a curated record. The transcript has 17 exons. Gene Ontology annotation, cellular component: cytoplasm; nucleus.